Molecule: messenger RNA, 2999 nt
Organism: Aphanomyces invadans
Lineage: Eukaryota; Oomycota; Saprolegniomycetes; Saprolegniales; Verrucalvaceae
Product: CAMK protein kinase
Exons: 18
Coding region: 93-2924 (943 amino acids)
Biological process (GO): intracellular signal transduction; protein autophosphorylation; peptidyl-serine phosphorylation
Cellular component (GO): nucleus; cytoplasm
Molecular function (GO): ATP binding; calmodulin binding; calcium/calmodulin-dependent protein kinase activity
Source: RefSeq, a predicted model, not a curated record
CUGAUCGUCCCUUUUUUCGAAUCACUCGAAUCCACAAGGCAGCGCGGCCUCGUCCGUCAUUCUUGCGCUUAGCACAAUCGUCAGGUUACGUCAUGGACGAGUAUGUUGUUGAGGAUAUUAUAUCGAAGGAGGCCGCUGUGAUCGUGUGUCGAGUGCUGCACAAAUCCACCUCCCGACGGUUUGCAAUGAAGAUCUUUGACACAGCCGUGAUGGGCCUCCACCGCCAUGCGUCAUUGCGGGUGGAGUUGAACACGUUGCUUCCAAACAAGCACCCGAAUGUUGUGAACGUUCACGACGUAAACGUUGAAGAUGGCUUGUGCUACGUUGUGUGCGACCUGGAAGAAGGCAACGACCUGUUUGACGUUCUUGUCAAGAAGGGACGGUUUUCGGAAACGGAAGCGAAGGCGUUGAUGAAAGUGCUUCUGGAAACCGUUGGUGCAUGCCAUGCAUUGGGAAUGGUACAUCGCAACCUCAAACCAGAGAGCGUGCGAAUGCCUUCAGAAGAUCCGGCAUCGUUGAUGCUGUCCAACUUUAGUUUGUGCUCCUCCAUCGAUGCCGAGAUGACCACAGUUUGCGGUUCACCAGACUACAUGGCUCCAGAAGUUUUGGCUAACUUGCAUGGAAAGCACCUCUACGGAAAAGAAGUUGACGUUUGGUCGCUCGGGGUGAUGGCGUACGUCCUUCUCAGCGGAACGUUUCCAUUUGCAGGAAGCACUCAAGUCGACUUGUUCAAGGCUAUACAGACUGGAAAGGUUGAUGUCUCAUCGGGGACAUGGACAAGCAUAUCACUCGAUGCAAAGAACUUCGUGUCGGAGAUGCUGAUUGUAGAUCCGACCCAAAGAGCUACAAUCGACCUCCUCUUGCUACAUCCAUGGAUAAAUCCGCUCCAGGACCUUGCGAGCGCUUCGACAGAGUCCAAAGGAGUGCAUGCACUUCGCAAGUUCAAAGCAGCCGCAAUGACGGUUCAAGCAGCAGUGGCGUUAAAGACGCACUUUUGCGCUCCAAGGACCUCGCCGCCAUCCAUAUCUGUGAGCGAGAAAAAAACGGUAGAAGUCACGCGAAAGGAGCAGCUGACGAUCGACACGUUCCUGCUCGACUAUGACAUCCACAAAGAAGUCUUGUCGGAAGGGAAAUUUUCCAUCACCAGGAGAGGCACAUUCAAACCGUCUGGAAAGGACGUCGAGAUGACGUUUUACUCGAAGGCAUUGAUGGAAUUCGACGACGAGAUCGAGCUGAACACGAUGAUUGACGUGCUGAGGCACAUGGGACACCACGACCACAUUGUCCACGUGCAUGAUUUCUACACAGACAGUGACGAAUAUUGUCUUGUCAUGGAUGCGGUAGACGGGACCAAGGACCUCUUCGACCACGUCGUCGACAAAGGCUGUUCAGACGAGCGCGAGGCACGACACAUGAUGACGUGCCUGUUGAAGGCGGUGGCGCAUUGCCACAGACUGGGAAUCGUCCACCGCAACAUCAAGCUGGAGAGCAUCAUGAUUGCAGACACGUUGAAUGCUGUCAAACUGUCGAACUUUGGAAUGGCGGCGCGAAUCGACACCGAUUUAACCGUUGUGUGUGGCUCCCACGAUUACAUCGCACCGGAAAUCCUCGAGAACAUCGACGGUCCUUGCCCUUAUGGCAUCCAAGUGGACAUUUGGAGUUUGGGCGUGCUGUUGUUUGUACUUCUCGGCGGAUAUCUGCCAUUCCAUGGCAACAGCCAGGAUGAUUUGUAUCGAGCGAUCAAGAUUGGCCGCUUUGAAUUCGACGAGCCAUAUUGGGAAGGAAUUUCGAGUGCGGCUCAGGAUAUCAUUUCAAAAAUGCUCGUCACCGAUCCCCAGAAACGGAGCAGCGCAUUUGAUUUACUCCUGCAUCCCUGGAUACUUGACGUGACCUCUCCACCCGUGGGUGAUGCUGUCUCCAGGUCAAGCGCCAUUCGAAAAUUCAAGACUGCUGCACUGUCUGUCAAAGCUGCCGUAUCGUUCAAAAUGUCGACAACGUUUGCAUCCAAGUACACAGCAUUGAACACAACAACCUGUGUUUGCAACGAAUCUGGUGAACUUUAUCGCAUGGCGCGACACGCCAAGGCAAAGUUGAGCCGAGAACGAGUCCGAUGCUUCCUAGCCCACGCAGCAAAAGUAAAGACACUGAAACACCCGCACGUUGUUCGCAUCCACGACAUCUUCAACGACAGCGACGCGGUGUACGUCGUGGAGGAUCGCGUUACUGGCGGUGAAUUGUUUGACCGUAUCGUACAGAAGGAUGGAUACAACGAAGUCGAGGCCGUACAGUUGAUCACGGAUUUGCUGCAUGUCGUGGAUUACUGCCACCGUAUGGGAGUUCCGCACUCGAAUCUCAAGGCUGAAAACAUUUGGCUCGAAAGCCCACAAGACGACUCGCCGAUCAAGCUGGCGAAUUUCGGUCAAACCUACCAAGAAUUGACCGCCUCCAUCGACUACGCGGCUCCCGAGGUCAUCUCGCUACUCUGUGGUGUGAACGAUGGCGAGAAAAGAUUUUACAACAAACCUGCCGACGUAUGGAGCAUCGGUGUGAUCGCCUACGUGCUUUUGUGUGGCUAUUUGCCCUUUCAAGGCCACAAUCGCUUCGCGUUGUUCAAGAACAUCAAGCGAGGCAAGUUUGAAUUCGAAUCGCCGUAUUGGGACUACAUUUCGAAACCUGCCAAAGCCUUUAUUUCCCAAGCACUAGCUGUAAAUGCAAACACCAGACCAACGGUCACCGACCUCCUCCAACACGCCUGGAUCACGGAUAUACACGAGGGUCCUUGUGUUUCCCUGACCAGCACCGUGGACAACUUGACCGCAUUCAACGCGCGAAAGAAGCUCAAGGCAGUCAUGGCCUUGGUCAAAGCAUCGUUGACGCUGCAAAAGUCGGAAGAACGGGUCGUGAGCGACAUUGUUGCAGCCUGACAAAAGUACGGCAAGUCUUGACCGAAUACGAUCCCCAGUCUCUCGAUAAUUACAACCAUUCAUCUUCGUUGCUGA